Pseudogymnoascus destructans is the source of this 1496-nucleotide messenger RNA. RefSeq names its product Glycerol 2-dehydrogenase (NADP(+)) (gene GLD2). Gene Ontology annotation, molecular function: aldose reductase (NADPH) activity. NCBI's taxonomy places the organism in Eukaryota, Fungi, Ascomycota, Leotiomycetes, Thelebolales, Thelebolaceae. The record is from RefSeq and is a predicted model, not a curated record. Gene Ontology annotation, cellular component: cytosol. The transcript has 2 exons. The coding region runs from base 1 to 963 and encodes 320 amino acids.
AUGGCCGUCUCCUCCCCCCUCAUCAAGCUCAACAGCGGCGCCACCAUGCCCGCCCUCGGCUUCGGCACCUUCGCCUCCGUCGGUUCCGCAGGCGAAACGCACCGCGCCGUCGUCGCUGCGCUGUCCGCUGGCUACAGACACCUGGACUGCGCGUGGUUCUACCAGAACGAGGAUGAGGUAGGCUCCGGGAUCAAGGAGUUCCUGGAUGCCCAUAAGGACGUCAAGCGCGAAGACCUCUUCAUCUGCACGAAGGUGUGGCAGCAUUUGCAUGAGCCGGCGGAUGUGGAGUGGAGCAUCAAUGAUUCGUUGAAGAAGUUGAGACUGGAGUAUGUGGAUUUGUUCCUGAUUCACUGGCCGUUUGCUGCGGAGAGGAAUGAGGAUCGCAGUGUUAAGCUUGGUGCUGAUGGGAAGUACAUCAUCAACAAAGCCCUAACCGAAGACCCAACCCCCACCUGGCUCGCGAUGGAAUCCCUCGUCGCCAGCGGCAAAGCCAAAUCCAUCGGCGUCUCCAACUACACCAUCGCCGGGCUAAAACAGCUCCUCUCCCUCGCCAAGAUCCCCCCCGCAGUCAACCAGAUCGAGAUCCACCCCUUCCUCCCCAACCAAGAGCUCAUCGACUUCUGCCGCUCCGUCGGCGUCGUGCCCGUCGCCUACUCCCCCCUCGGUUCGCAGGACCAGGUCCCAGGGACCGGGGAGAAGGUGGCGACGAACAAGGAUCUGAUUGCAGUGGCGGAGAAGAAUGGGGUUAGUUUGGCGCAGGUGCUGAUUGCGUGGGGGAUUAGGAGGGGGUAUGCGGUGCUGCCGAAGAGUAGUAAUGAGGGCAGGAUUAGGAGUAAUGCGCAGUUGAUUGAGUUGAGUGAUGAGGAUUUUGAGGCGGUGAAUAAGGUGGCGGAUAGCAGGAGGACGAGGUUUGUGAAUAUGAAGGAUACGUUUGGGUAUAAUGUGUGGCCGGAGGAGAAGUAGAGGGAGGGGGAUGAAGUAGAAGUUUGAAGACUUGACAACAGCAAGAGAGGUUUUAGGAAGCAAGGAAGUGGCUCUAGAUGGCUUGAAAUAAAAUGUUUCAAAAUAGGGCUGCUUACAACUUCACAUCAAUGAGUGAAGAUAUCAGACACGCAUGUCCACAGCCAGUCUCACAGCAUUAAGAUAUGUCUUAUACAGUAAGUUACUCAACGUAUGCCAUGAUUUACACCAAAUGACCGAGCAAAGCCAAGAGCCACAGCCUCGUGUCGGCAGGGACACGCAUCCAUGUAACAAGCACCCCAAUUAAUUACAGCGACCUUUACUCUUACCAUUAUUGGCCUCUGUGGUCACAUUUUGGCGUUGCAGGGAAUUAAUUGAGCUAGAUAUCCAUAUCAAUGGAGGGAGUUCGUGCAUUGCCAGCACAGCAAAACCGAAACUGCCCCUGCUCCUGCGAUUAUCACCCAGCGAACCCGUUAUCAGAGGACCCUGCAUCAACAAAGGACCCCCGAUUUUCCCAACCUGCCAGCAAAACGCUC